CGAUAGUGCACACAGUGUAACUCUAUUGCGGCGUGAACGGUGAUAACUGUUUAGCUGGUUACUGGGUAGCAGAGUCUAUCAGAAGUAAGACAUGGGGCUGAACGAGUUCCUCAAAUCUGCCUUUGCCCUUACGAUAGGAUUAUUAAUGUCACCUUUCAUGGUACUACAUAUGAUUUAUAUGUUCGUGCAAUCUCGGGGCAAGGUAUCAUGGAAGAAGUACGACAUGCCGGACUGCCUGCGUGACCCCGCUUACGGGACCCACCACUUCGUGCAUCUUGAGGACGUUCGCCUCCACUAUGUCGCUGCCGGAGACGAGGAUAAGCCGUUGAUGUUGUUGGUGCACGGCCUUCCCGAAUUCUGGUUUUCGUGGCGUUAUCAGAUAAAAGAAUUCAAGAAAUACUACAGAGUUGUUGCCAUAGACCAACGUGGGUAUUCAGAGUCGGGCGCACCCUCUGGUGUCAGCAGCUACAACCUUCGUGAAUUGGCCAAAGACAUCAAACAGCUCGUACCAGCUCUUGGCUACAAGUCGUGUGUGUUGGUGGGCCAUGACUGGGGUGGCGCUGUGGCUUGGACAGUGGCUGGACUGCACCCCGAGGUGGUGGACAAGCUGAUCAUCAUGAACUGCCCGCCACCACAGGCCUAUGUAAGAUAUCUGGUCACACACUUGUCCCAGAUCGCGAUGUGUUGGUUCCAAUUCUUCUUCACGGUACCCGUGUUGCCAGAGCUGUACUGCUGUUUCAAGGACAGGUGGUUUUGGAAAACAGUUUCACCGGCGAACCAUUUGGCGUUCGCUGUACGAAGGUAUCGCCGAAAGAACUGGAAGCUUACAAGUUUGCCUUCCCAACAUUCGGCAGCUUCACUGGCCCCAUCAACUACAUCCGGGCAAUGUCACGCACCGCACAGCCACCUGAGAAGAAGGUAACUACCCCUACCCUUCUGAUCUGGGGGUGCAAGGACGCUGCGUUGGGGAUGGGACUCGUCCCACUGGUACAGAAGGUCGCCACCUCCCUGACCAUUAAGUAUGUGGAGGACGCCAGUCAUUGGGUACAGAUGGACUGUCCAGAUCUUGUCAACACCCAUAUGAGGGAGUUUUUAAGUAUCUCAUCGUAAACAUACUUCUUAGGGGUAAAAAUAAUUCGGUUUACAUGAAUAUGUCUUUACGCGUUUUGAAAAUAGUUUGACGCAAUUGGCAUGGAGCUGGUUUGAGCCAGUUUUGAACACUACUAUAUAUGCUUAUUCGAAUGCAUUAUAUACACGAUAUCAGUAUUGCAGUUGAAGAUUACGGUAUUAGCAAAUUUGCUGGACAUUGUCUCAGUCCAACAAU
Molecule: messenger RNA, 1324 nt
Organism: Haliotis rubra (blacklip abalone)
Lineage: Eukaryota; Metazoa; Mollusca; Gastropoda; Lepetellida; Haliotidae
Product: epoxide hydrolase 4-like
Exons: 6
Coding region: 92-922 (276 amino acids)
Molecular function (GO): hydrolase activity
Source: RefSeq, a predicted model, not a curated record